UGCAUUCCUGCCAGCCAGUGUGUUCUGUGCUUCCCGUGGCCUGACUGCAAACCAGGCCAGACUGCUGAGCUGUUUCUAUGGUGCUACAUCUGAGACUUAAGAGUCAUUACACUCAGCCAAUCACAUGGCUUGUGGCUUGCGGGGGCACAGUGUGGGCUGUAGCAGCUAAGAGAGAAGGGCUUUUUGAAGUUUCUUUUGGUAAGCUCUGGAGUUUGUUCGGGGAGGACCACUAUCCUGGAAGAGAACAGGAGGCAGGAAAGGGGAUCGGGCACACUCAUCAUUAUCAAUGGAAUGAGGACUUGAUCUCUUGAUUGCAAUCUUCCCUAGGAGUUUUGUUUCUGACACUGCCUUUGAAGUUCAAUCACUUCCACAGUAUUGUUAUACACCACUUUGUUCAUGUUUGAUGGAUGGAAAGUGAGCAAAUGAAGAGGAAGAAUUCACCCUGAAAACGGGGCCGAACAGAACUCGUAGUUUUUGACAUCUUCUCGGGGCAGAGCGGUAGCUAUUGUGUUAAUUGGAAAAUAGUGUUGCCAUGGCUGAUAAUGUUAUUGAAGAGUCUGAUAACUAUCCUGAUGAGCUGGACUGGGGUUAUGAAGAAGGUGUUGAGUGGGGUCUUCUGUUUCCUGAAGCAAAUGGAGAGUACCAGUCCCCCAUAAAUCUCAACUCCAGGGAGGCAUGCUAUGACCCCCGGAUCCUGGAGGUGGGGCUUAACCCCAACUAUGUGGUUUGCAGGGACUGUGAGGUUAUCAAUGAUGGUCACACUGUGAGGAUCAUGCUCAAGUCUAAAUCAGUUGUAACCGGUGGCCCCCUUCCCAGCGACCAUGAGUAUGAACUGAGCGAGGUGCGCUUCCACUGGGGAAAGGAGAACCAGAGGGGUUCUGAACACACCGUCAACUUCAAAGCUUUUCCUAUGGAGCUUCAUCUAAUCCACUGGAACGCCACAUUAUUCAACAGUGUGGAGGACGCCAUGGGCAAGAAAAAUGGCAUUCUCAUCAUUGCACUGUUUGUGCAGGUUGGAAAGGAACAUCUCGGACUGAAGGCCAUUACAGAUGUCUUGCAAGACCUGCAGUAUAAAGGAAAGACAAAAAUUAUUCCAUGUUUUAACCCUAACACAUUACUACCUGACCCUCUCUUAAGAGAUUACUGGGUGUAUGAGGGCUCUUUGACCACACCACCCUGUAGUGAGAAGGUCACCUGGAUUCUCUACCGUUACCCACUAACCAUCUCUCAGAUGCAGAUUGAAGAGUUCCGUCGACUCCGGUCUCAUGUUAAAGGAGCAGAGCUUCUUGAAGGGAAUGAUGGGAUGCUGGGAGACAACUUCAGACCAACUCAGCCCCUGAGUGACAGGGUGGUCAGGGCAGCCUUCCAAUAGAGCCCCCACAGCAGGAUACAUUUUAAUCUGCCAUGGAGGCAAGAAAUGAUGAAGAAACUGAAAGGAAGGCCCUAUAACAUUGUGGUGUAAAGGAAAGUGCAUAAAGUUGCUUUGGCACUAUUUGUAGUUCAAUGUCCUGAGUACUGCAUUGAUGGUUUGUGUGUGCAGAAGCUGCUGUUACAUUUCAUUUGACUGACAGUUUUAUUGGUUCCAUUUGAAAAAGGAACGAAUCAGUGUGAAGAGAAAGCUGGUGAUAAGCUUGUAUAGAGAAGACAAGCAUAUUACGCUUGAUGAAUAAUGUUAGAUUAUUGCAGUUAAGAAGUUUAACAGCAAUUAACAAACUGUAGCAUUUCUGUAGUCCUAUAAAUAAAUCUGACUUCAUAGAAAUAUCAUAUAACACAGAAGAAUGUAAACGACUGACACAUAAUGUAACACCAUUUGAAGAUAUCUUUAGACCGUUUUAAAUUUUUUGAUAAUCCAUUACAUUUAAUGGAAGCCAUUUGGUGAUAUCAAAAAAGGCAGUUUAGUCAUAUCAGAAAAUAAAAAUUCACCAUACAUUUCAGUAAAGACCUCUUUAGACUUCUUAAAUUCUAAAAGUGGAAUAAAUUACUGUUGAAUGAACUGAACUGCAACUGACUACAGCUUCAUAAUUUUCCUUUAAUUUAUAAAUUCAUAAUUCAUAACUCCACGAUGAAUGAGUAGAGUAUUAAAAACUGUAGCCUUUGUAUACAGUGUCUGCUUAAAGGAGCAAUGUGGAGAUUUUAGCAGCAUCUAGCUGUGAGGUUGCGAAUGGCAACCAACGGCUCUCCCCACCUCUCCCUUUCAAAGCACUACGGCGGCUGAUACAGGACUAAGAUGUCGUCAUGUUUUCUCUUUGCCGAAGUAGAUAACGUAUUGUCGAGUGUCCUGUAGAGCAUUUUGUCGGUUUAGGGCUACUGUAGAAACAACAUGGUGAAUUCCAUGUAAGGGGACCUGCGAUGUAUGUAGAUACAAAUAGCUCAUUCUCAGGUAAUAAAAUAUAACGCUUCAUUAUGUAAGGUCUUUAUACACCUAUGAAGACAUAGUUAUGUAUAUUAUAUUGCAUUUCUGUCAGUAGACCCUCCUAAAUAUUCCACACAGCACCUUUAAUAUUCGCAAUGACAAUCUGUUAUUUAUAUGACGAUAUCUCUACUGCUCAAAACAUCAGUAGCAGUGGCUGCUAUUCCGGCUCAGCAGAAUAUAUUUAUAGCCGCCAUCUGAUAUGAAAUUUACCUUUUGUUAUUUAUAUACCUUGGUUCGGCAAAUUUCUUUGUAAGGUUAUCUUAUUUAGUCGCUGUGAAGAGGAAGUGUGAUUCAUUGACAGACAUGUCUGUGUGCUUCACACUUUCUUGAAACUGGCCACAGAGUCUAUUCUGUUUGUAUGUACCUUGAAAACCCCCUUGUUGUUGUAAUGACUGUCAUGUAAGUAAUGUACUGGCAUUUAAGAUAAGAAUCACGAAAAAUGUUAAUGUGAAAAGUGUAUUGGGGUUUUUUAUAACUUAUUUUAAGUCACUCAUGUCAUUAUUAUGCACCCAUUCGUUUCAAUAUCAUUACAUAAUGAUAAAUAAAUAUAUUAAUUUUCACAGUACAAUACUAUAAAGUAAUGUAUCAAAUGCUUAUAAUUACAAUUAUUAUGCAGUAUGCAAAAUUUAGGUAAAAACACUCAUACCCCAACCUAAAACACACUAAAGCAAAGAGCACAGCUACAGUAUCUAGCCGUCAGUAAGGUGUUAACUCCAACAUGAGUAUGUUUAUUCAAGCAAGCUAAGUAAAUUAACCAGUCUGACAUUAUUUUCUAUUCUGCAGGUUCAAGUAGAAAUGUUAAAAUUCCCCAAAACAAUGAACAAACGCAACUCCACCCAUCACCAACAACUUCAAAGCUACUAAAACUAUUUAUUGGAGUUGAGCCAUGCUGCAAUUCAUAACUUCAUAAUUCAUUCAGUGAACUUGUCUGAUCUAAGCAGUCAUAUUCCUGAAUGCAAUAAAUAUAUUUUAACAAAUGGACACACACCUUAACGAUAGGAACUUUACAGGUUUCUUGGUGCACAUGUACCAUAUGGUAAAGUCAUGGUGUUGUUUCGAGGACCUUGAUUAAGAUGCUUAAUAUGUGGCAGUUAAUUAGUACAAUGGCAUAUAUAAAGUACUACCAUCGAAGAGUACACUGUAAAAAAUGAUUCUGGAGGGUGUUUAAUACAACCCAUUAAAAUCAGUUAGAUUUUACUUGUGGGGCCACUGUGGACAGAAAAUGUGGCCCCACAGCGGGCAGCCCACUGCACAGGCCCUGCUACCGGCAUGAAAUGCGGGGCACAUGUGGGCCCCACACUAUAGGGCCCAGGUGGGGUCCUAAUGGGACAGCCCAAAGUUUGGGGAAAGUGUGGGCUGGGUGUGGGAACACUGGGGGAAGUGUGGGCUGGGUGUGAGAACACUGGGGGAAGUGUGGGCUGGGUGUGGGUACACUGCUUGAAGUGUGGGCUGGGUGUGGGUACACAGGGGGACGUGUGGGCCAGGUGUGGGCAUGCUGUGGGUACACUGGGGGAAGUGUGGGCUUACUGUGGGUACAGUGGGCGAAGUGUAGAUAUACUCUGUGCACACUGGGCAAAGUGUGGGCUUAUUAUAGGCACACUGACAAAGAGUGGGGAAUGUGGUUCCCUUUCUGUCGGUCUCUCGACGUUGUGUCGAACCGACAG
This is a messenger RNA of Triplophysa rosa, 4077 nucleotides long. It is a transcript of the gene ca8, whose product is annotated as carbonic anhydrase VIII. Gene Ontology annotation, molecular function: zinc ion binding; carbonate dehydratase activity. The coding region runs from base 533 to 1372 and encodes 279 amino acids. The record is from RefSeq and is a predicted model, not a curated record. The transcript has 9 exons. NCBI's taxonomy places the organism in Eukaryota, Metazoa, Chordata, Actinopteri, Cypriniformes, Nemacheilidae.